Molecule: messenger RNA, 1656 nt
Organism: Trichophyton verrucosum HKI 0517
Lineage: Eukaryota; Fungi; Ascomycota; Eurotiomycetes; Onygenales; Arthrodermataceae
Exons: 3
Cellular component (GO): mitochondrion
Source: RefSeq, a predicted model, not a curated record
AUGAUAGUGACCAUCCCGACCAGACAUCUCGGCCUGGGCUGCCGCCUACUUCGUCUUGGGGUAGCGGCCAGAGAAGCUUCGACGUCAGCCACAGCAGAUGCAGAGACUUUUUUCCGUGAUACCUCGAGGAGGUGGAUUUGCAACGAAGAUGCUCGACUGCGGGAGCGUCAUGUCAGGUUCAAUGUCGCAGAACUGCAGCACGCGGCUGUAAAGGCCGUUGAUCGAAAGCACUGUACAAAUAUUGUCAAGUUCGCUGAAGGGGGAUUUAACAGAGUUUUUCUCCUGACCAUGGACGAUGGCAGUGAAGUCCUUGCCCGCAUCCCAACUCCCAUUGCUGGACCUCCACGCCUGACGACAGCCAGUGAAGCUGCUACCAUGCGGUUUCUUCGGGAUGUCCUACAUAUUUCUGUUCCUCGAGUGUUUGCCUACUCGGCAACAUCAGACAAUGUAGUCGGGGCUGAAUAUAUUCUGAUGGAGCGGCUCAAGGGCGAGCCGCUUAGUUCAAGGUGGCUUUCUCUUUCCAAGGCUGAGAUGGUCGACUUAAUGAUGCAGAUAGUGGAUAUCGAGAAGAGGAUAUUUAAUUUCAGAUUUCCAGCAUACGGUAGCCUGUACCACCGAGUUGAUAUACCCAAAGAGGCAAGGGUGGAUAUCGAAGCGGGCGGAGGAGAAUUUUGCAUCGGGCCUAUCUGCAAACGCCAGUUCUGGCAUGGCGAGAGGGCAGACAUGAAGCUUGACCGUGGUCCUUGGACUAGUCCUGCAGACUGUGUUGCUGCAGCAGCUCAUCGAGAACUUGCAUGGACGUCGCAGUACGGGAAACCAAGGCCCAGAAGAGCCUUCCUCCUACCAACUGAGGAAGAUAUCAGCCCCAGGGAACAUAUAUCUCUCUUAUCACAGUACCUACAGGCUGCUUCGUUCCUAGUUCCGACCCAGCCUGAGAUGGCAACGCCGAUAUUACGCCAUCCAGACAUGAGCUUCCCUAAUAUUCUUCUUACCCCCGGAACAAACAAGAUAGAAGGGAUAAUCGACUGGCAGGAUGCAGCUAUUCUUCCCCUUUUUAUGCAGGCUGGCUACCCUGCAUUCUGUGAACAUGACCCUUCUCGAGUUCAAUCUUUAAAGGAGCCCAAACUUCCUGAAAAUUACAAGGACUUGAAUGAGGUGGAUCGAAUGAAGGCAGAUAUAAAGCUCCGCUUGCAAAAGGCCAACUUAUACUACUAUGCGGCGACUGGGCUUGAGAAUCGCCUGCAUCUACAAGCACUUCGCUUGCCUGGCCUUGGAUUGAUACAAUAUCUUAUUUCUAAUGCCGGAUACCCUUGGGAUGCUGACCUGAUUAACCUAAAAGCAGCCCUAGUUGGACUGACCAAGAUCUGGGAGGACAUGACAUCCGAUCCUUGUCCUAUCUCGUUUUCUCCCGAGGUCGAAAGGGCAAUACUACAUGAUGCCGCUGAGUGGAAGGAGUGCGAAGAGAUCCUGUCCACCAUACUUGAGAAUCUCGGCGUUGAUAAAGAGGGCGGCACACAUCCAGAUGAUUUUGGGUAUGCUCUUGAAAUGGCUCAGCGGCUGCGGGUAAAGAUAUAUACCGAUGCAGAAGAGAACCUACGAAGGCUGUUCUGGAAAUCCUGGAUUUUUAAGGAUGAUAACGACAUUUCUCCUCCCCCU